Molecule: messenger RNA, 6563 nt
Organism: Zonotrichia albicollis (white-throated sparrow)
Lineage: Eukaryota; Metazoa; Chordata; Aves; Passeriformes; Passerellidae
Source: RefSeq, a predicted model, not a curated record
GGGACCGCGGCGGUGGCAUUAGGGGGGCCCCAGGUAUCGGUGGUUCCAGGAUUACCGGGGACGCUGGAGGCACCGUGAAUGCUAGAGACACCUGGAAGCCUGGAGGCACUUGGGGCGUUGGAAGCACCAGGGACGCUGGAGGCACCCGGGAGAGUGGAGGCACCGGGGUUACUGGAGGAACUGGAGGCACUGGAAGCACCCAUGUCCUCAGGGGCACCAGGAGUGCUGGGAAUACUGGACACACUGGGGACACCAGCAUCUCCAUGGAGGACUCUGGGAGCACUGGGAACAUGCUGAGCACUGGGGGUGUUUGGGGCACUGGGAGCGCUCCAGUCCCCAGGGGCAUCAGGAAUUCUGUACUCACUGGGGAGACUGGGAGGUUCUCCAGAGGUGCUGGCAAGACUAGGAAAGUCCCCAGAGAUACUGGGAACACCAGAGAUACUGAACAUAAUGGGGAGAUUGGGAAGGUCCCUAGCAACGUCAGGAACACUGUGGACACUGGAUAUGCUGGGAACACCAAUAUCCCCAGGGAGACCAAUGGCACUGGGGACGCGAUAGACCCUAGGGAUGUUGUGGAGUUCCAGACCGCAGCAGUCCCCAGGCCUCCCAUACCUCACCACCGUCCCUGCCGCAGCCCCAACACAGCACCGCAGUUCCAGCCCUCCAGCUACCAGGCCACAGUGGAGGAGAACCGGCCAGCAGGCACUCCAGUGACACAGGUGACAGCACAGGACCCUGAUGAGGGGGAGGCAGGCCGGCUGCAGUACUCUAUGGCUGCACUCUUCGACAGCCGCUCCGAUGACCUCUUCGCUGUAGACCCUGUCACUGGUGUCAUCAGCACCGCUGCACCGCUGGACCGCGAGAGCAAGAGCACUCAUGUGUUCCGUGUGACAGCAGUGGACCACGGGGUACCCCGGCGCAGUGCCAUGGCCACACUGACAGUGACAGUGAGCGACACCAACGACCAUGACCCCGCCUUCGAGCAACCAGAAUACCGGGAGAGUGUGCGAGAGAAUCUGGAGGUGGGCUAUGAGGUACUGACAGUGCGGGCCACCGAUGGCGACGCUGGUCCCAAUGCCAACGUCCUCUACCGCCUCCUCAAUGCCAGUGAUGCCAAUGAGGUCUUUGAGAUCGAUUCCCGUUCAGGCGUCAUCCGCACCCGUGGCCUUGUGGACCGGGAAGUAGUGGAUGCCUUUGAGCUGUUGGUGGAGGCCACAGACCAGGGCCAGGAUCCAGGUCCCCGGAGUGCCACAGCCACUGUCCGCAUCGCUGUGGAGGACGACAAUGACAAUGCGCCACAGUUCAGUGAGCGACGUUAUGUGGCACAGGUCCCUGAGGAUGUGGUGCCCAAUGUGGCGAUUUUGCAGGUGAUGGCCACUGACCGUGACAAAGGCAGCAAUGCACUAGUGCACUACAGCAUUGUCAGCGGCAACACCCGUGGGCACUUCUACAUCGAUGCGCAGACAGGCACGCUGGAUGUCGUUACCCCUCUGGACUACGAGGUCACCAAGGAGUUCACCCUGAGGAUCCGGGCGCAGGACGGUGGCCGCCCACCUCUCUCCAACAUCAGCGGUUUAGUUACCAUCCAGGUGUUGGAUGUCAAUGACAAUGCACCCAUCUUUGUCAGCACGCCCUUCCAGGCCACCGUGCUGGAGAAUGUCCCCAUUGGCUACUCCGUCAUCCAUGUACAAGCCAUUGAUGCCGAUUCAGGUGACAACAGCCGGUUAGUUUACACCCUGCUGGAGACUGGCACCAGCUUCCCCUUUACCAUCAACAACAGCACCGGGUGGAUUGUGGUGGCCUCUGAGCUGGACCGGGAGGUAGUCGACUUCUACAGUUUCGGGGUGGAGGCGCAGGACCAUGGCACCCCCCCAAUGGCCUCCACAGCCAGCGUCAGUGUCACCAUCCUGGAUGUCAAUGACAACAGCCCUGAGUUCACGCAGCGGGAGUACAGCGCCCGCCUGAAUGAGGAUGCUGCAGUGGGCACCAGUGUCCUGACUGUCUCUGCUGUUGACCGUGACGCUUACAGUGUCAUCACAUACCAGAUCUCCAGCGGCAACACCCGCAACCGGUUCUCCAUCACUAGUCAGAGCGGUGGUGGGCUCAUCUCCCUUGCCCUGCCCCUGGACUACAAGCUGGAGCGGCAGUACCUGCUCACCAUUGCUGCCUCUGAUGGCACCCGCCAGGACACUGCCCAGGUGGUUGUCAACGUCACUGAUGCCAACACCCACCGCCCCGUCUUCCAGAGCUCCCACUACACCAUCAACAUCAAUGAGGAUCGGCCAGUGGGCACAACAGUGGUGGUCAUCAGUGCCACAGACGAGGACACGGGGGAGAAUGCCCGCAUCACCUACCUGAUGGAGGACAGCAUUCCCCAGUUCAGUAUUGCUGCUGAUACUGGUGCUGUCACCACCCAGAUGGAGCUGGACUAUGAGGACCAGGUGUCCUACACCUUGGCCAUCACAGCGCGGGACAAUGGUAUUCCGCAGAAAUCUGACACAACUUACCUGGAGAUCCUGGUGAGUGAUGUCAAUGACAACGCACCCCAGUUCCUCCGUCAUUCCUACCAGGGAUCCAUCUACGAGGAUGUCCCCACUUUCACCAGCGUCCUCCAGGUCUCUGCAACUGACCGUGACUCUGGGCUCAAUGGCAGGGUCUUCUACACCUUCCAAGGGGGUGAUGAUGGUGAUGGUGACUUCAUCAUUGAGUCCACCUCAGGCAUUGUCCGCACCUUGCGCCGUCUGGACCGGGAGAAUGUGCCACUGUAUUUGCUGCAGGCAUUUGCCGUGGAUAAGGGGGUCCCAGCCCGGCGGACGCCAGUAGAGAUCCAGGUGACAGUGUUGGAUGUCAAUGACAACCCGCCCGUGUUCGAGCAGGAUGAGUUUGACAUCUUUGUGGAGGAGAACAGCCCCAUUGGGCUGGUGGUAGCCCGGAUCACCGCCACUGACCCCGACGAGGGCACCAAUGCCCAGAUCAUGUACCAGAUCGUGGAGGGCAACAUCCCCGAGGUCUUCCAACUGGAUAUAUUCUCUGGAGAGCUCACCGCCCUGGCUGAUCUGGACUAUGAAACCAAGGCUGAAUACAUCAUGGUGGUCCAGGCAACCUCGGCGCCACUAGUGAGUCGGGCCACCAUCCAUGUGCGCUUGCGUGACACCAACGACAACAGCCCCCAGCUCAAGAACUUUGAGAUCCUCUUCAACAACUACAUCACCAACCGCUCUGGCAGUUUCCCUGGGGGCGUCAUUGGCCGCAUCCCUGCCUAUGACCCUGACGUCUCUGACCACCUCACUUAUGCUUUCGAGCAGGGCAAUGACCUCAGCCUCGUGCUGCUGGACCCACACAGUGGGGACCUGCGCCUCAGCCCGGCCCUGGACAACAACCGCCCACUUGAGGCCGUCAUGAGGGUGUCUGUCUCUGAUGGCGUUUACAGUGCAACAGCGCAGUGCACGCUGCGGGUGACGGUGAUCACAGAUGAGAUGCUCAGCAACAGCAUCACCCUGCGUUUGGCCGACAUGUCCCAGGAGCGUUUCUUGUCCCCCCUACUCAGCCGCUUCCUGGAGGGAGUGGCCGCUGUCCUGGGCACCCCCCGCCACCGCGUCGUCCUCUUCAACAUCCAGGCGGACACAGACGUGGGGCCGGCGCGGAUCCUCAAUGUCAGCCUCUCGGCGCUGCUGCCGGCGGCGGUGCCGGGCGCAUCGCGGUUCUUCUCGUCGGAGGAGCUGCAGGAGCGGCUGUACCUGAACCGAUCGCUCCUGGCAGCUACCACGGCCCAGCGAGUCCUGCCCUUUGAUGACAACGUGUGUCUGCGCGAGCCCUGCGAGAACUACAUGCGCUGCGUGUCUGUCCUGCAGUUCGACAGCUCCGCGCCCUUCCUCGCCUCCGACACCAUCCUUUUUCGCCCCAUCCACCCCGUCACGGGCCUGCGCUGCCGCUGCCCGCCUGGCUUCACCGGCGACUACUGCGAGACCGAGAUCGACCUCUGCUACUCCAGCCCCUGCGGCAACAACGGGCGGUGCCGGAGCCGUGAGAGUGGAUACACUUGCGAGUGCCACGAAGACUUCACUGGGGAGCACUGUGAGCUGAGUGCCCGAGGGGGCCGCUGCACCCCAGGGGUCUGCCGGAAUGGGGGCACCUGCCUGAACCUGCUGGUGGGGGGAUUCCGGUGUCAGUGCCCCCCCGGGCACUAUGAGAAGCCCUUCUGCACCAUGAGCACCCGCAGCUUCCCCCCGCACUCCUUCCUCACCUUUCGUGGUCUCCGCCAGCGCUUCCACUUCACCCUGGGCCUCACGUUUGCCACACAGGAGCGGGAUGGGCUCUUGCUGUAUAAUGGGCGCUUCAACGAGCGGCAUGACUUCGUGGCACUGGAGAUUGUGGACGAGCAGCUGCAGCUCACCUUCUCAGCAGGUGAGACCACCACCACGGUGUCACCCUUCGUGCCAGGAGGAGUCAGCGAUGGGCAGUGGCACCGGGUGCAGCUGCACUACUACAACAAGCCGGUUGUGGGGCGCUCGGGGGUCCCACAGGGCCCCUCAGAGCAGAAGGUGGCUGUUGUGACUGUGGACGACUGCGACACAGCCAUGGCCCUGCGCUUCGGGCCCCGCCUCGGCAACUACUCCUGUGCUGCCCAGGGCACCCAGACUGGCAGCAAGAAGUCGCUGGACCUGACGGGGCCACUGCUGCUGGGGGGGGUCCCAACACUGCCCGAGAGUUUCCCAAUCCGCAGCCGGCACUUUGUGGGGUGCAUGCGGCACCUCCACAUUGACCAGCGCCCCGUGGACAUGGCAGCCUUCAUUGCCAACAACGGCACCCUGCCCGGUUGUCCUCCCAAGAAGACCCUGUGUGACACCAACACAUGCCACAACGGUGGCACCUGCGUGCAUGAAUGGGGGGGGUUCAGCUGCCGCUGCCCACUGGGCUUUGGGGGAAAAACCUGCCAGGAGGCUGAGCGAGGGACAGGUGGAGGCUGGUGCCUGGCAAGGAGGGGCCCGUUUGGCCAGCCUGCGUCUGCCCCAGGCCAGAGUCAAUGACGGUGCCUGGCACCACGUGGAGCUGGAGCUGCGGGGGGGCCCUGGCCACAACCCCUCUGCCACCCUCCUCCUUCUCACCCUUGACUAUGGCCGCCACCAGGCGGUGGGCGAUGUCCCUGGAGAGCUGCAGGGAUUGCGGCUGCGCACGCUGAGCCUCGGGGGGCUGCCAGGGGACAGCGGCACCGUGGAGGAGGGGUUCCAGGGGUGUCUGCAGGGCCUGCGUGUUGGGGACCCUGUGGUGACUGCGGAUGCCCUGAGCCUGGCGCAGGCGGCGCAGGUGAAUGUGGAGGGGGGCUGUGCCCUGCCUGAUCCCUGCGACUCGGGGCCCUGCCCCCCCCACAGCUACUGCAGUGACGAUUGGGACAGUUUCUCAUGCCGCUGCCACCCCGGGUACUUUGGUGACAGCUGUGUCAGUGCCUGUGCCCUGGACCCCUGCGAGCCUCCGGGCACCUGUACUCGCCAUCCAGGCACGGCCCCCGGCUAUGCCUGUCACUGUCCCCCGGGCACCUUUGGGGCCUUCUGCCAGCACCGGGAGGCCCAGCCAUGCCCACGGGGGUGGUGGGGACACCCCACGUGCGGCCCCUGCAGCUGUGACAUCACCCAUGGCUUUGACCCAGACUGCAACAAGACCACGGGCGAGUGUCGCUGCAAGGACAACCACUACCGCCCACCAGGAGGGGACACAUGCCACCCCUGUGAGUGUUACCCCACUGGGUCACUGUCGCGCCGCUGCGAUGCCAACACUGGACAGUGCCCCUGCAAAGCUGGUGUCAUCGGCCGUCACUGUGACCGCUGUGACAAUCCCUUUGCUGAGGUGACAGCCAGUGGCUGCGAAGUGAACUAUGACAGCUGUCCCCGGGCCAUCGAGGCCAGCAUCUGGUGGCCCCGCACUCGGUUUGGGCUGCCAGCUGCAGCCCCGUGCCCCAAGGGCUCUGUCGGCACAGCACUGCGCCACUGUGACGAGCACAAGGGCUGGCUGCCCCCCAACCUCUUCAACUGCAGCGCGCUGGCUUUUGCUGCCCUUCGCCCCUGGGCGGAGCAGCUGGUGGGCAACGAGUCCCGGUGGGAUGCAGGGCAGUCCCGGCGUGUGGCGCUGGCACUGCGCGAAGCGACGCGCGAGGCCCGCGGGUACUUCGGCAGUGACGUGCACCUGGCAUACCGCCUGGCAGGGGCCCUGCUGCGCCACGAGAGCCGCCAGCGCGGCUUCCGCCUUGCUGCCACCCAGGACGUGCACUUCACUGAGAACCUGCUGCGGGUGGGCAGUGCGCUGCUGGACAUGGGGAACAAGCGUCACUGGGAGCUGAUCCAGCAGACGGAGGGUGGCACAGCCCAGCUACUGCAGCAUUUUGAGGAGUAUGCACGAGCCCUGGCACGGAAUAUGCCCCAGACUUACCUCAGCCCCUUCACCAUUGUCACCCCUAACAUCGGGCGGGCAGUGUAGGCGGCUGGUCCGCACGAGGCUGCGAAGUCGCUUUCCGCAACCAGAGCCACGUCAGCUGCCAGUGCCACCAUCUGACCAGCUUUGCCGUCCUCAUG